AGGUGGCCGAGAUGGAGGGCCACGCGGCGCUCGCCGAGGCCGACCUGGGGCUUGCGCCAUCCCCGGAGGCCGCGGAGGACGCCGCCUUCCUCGGCGGCGCGGUGGACUUCCUGGCGGAGAUGGCGGCGGACGCCGCGCCCGAGGGGCCCCAGGAGGUGUCGAGGAGCCUGGUCUCUGGGCCCAGGGGCGCGUCCGGCGCCGGGGCUGCCGAGGACAUGGAGGUCGAGGGGGAGCCUGCGCAGGCACUCCAGGAGGCCCAGGCGCCGCAGCAGAUGGACCUCUCGGCCGCGCCGGCGGAGGAGGAGGCCGCAGGGCAGUCGGCCGCGCCGGCGACGGGGGACGAGGAGGCGAGCCUUGCGGAGGCGGCGAUGCAGGCCAUGCUGGCGGGCGACAUGGACAGGUACGCCGCCCUGAACGUCCAGCUGGAGGC
This is a messenger RNA of Prorocentrum cordatum, 430 nucleotides long. The record is from the annotation of a GenBank genome assembly. NCBI's taxonomy places the organism in Eukaryota, Dinophyceae, Prorocentrales, Prorocentraceae.